Molecule: messenger RNA, 1339 nt
Organism: Rotaria sp. Silwood1
Lineage: Eukaryota; Metazoa; Rotifera; Eurotatoria; Philodinida; Philodinidae
Source: the annotation of a GenBank genome assembly
AUGGCUAGUUCCAUGCGACCAUUUUCCAUCGUAACAGAUCCUGGCUUUAAACAUAUUUUGCAAGAAUGUUUGACAAUAGGUCGUGAAUUUCGGGCACAAGGUGAAUUAUUAAUUGACGAUCUUCUUCCAUCUGAUCGAACUGUUCGCAACGAAGUCGACCGUGCUGCCGAACAAGGACGUAAUAUUCUUAAAACUAAAUUAAUCGCUGCAGCUGAAGAUUAUCGUUUAUCGAUUAGCCCUGAUAUUUGCGUCCGUCGAACUGAAUUAACUCCAACAAAAACUGAAACGACAACCAUCACAACACGAACUCUUACUCAAGCUUCACCAGAAUUAUCAGACGAAGAGGAAGAAUUAAGAAAUGCUGCUGAAACAGACGAUUCAUCAGACGAGGAGACCGACGCCGAUGAUGAGGAAGUCGAUUAUACUGCCGCCACAGCUGAUGAUAUACCAGUGUCUGCAAAAGCCAUUCUUGACGUAAUUAAAAAUUGUAAAUCACUUGUGAAAUAUGUUAAAAAGGCAAAUCUCAAUCGUCAAUUACAACUAGAACGAAUCAAAUUCUUCUACAAACGUGCAGUGCAGUUACUUGAUAAAAUGUUCACCAUGGAAGACGAUUAUAUUCGAGCUUCCUUUUUACAUCCUAAUUAUAAACAAUUGCGUGGAGCAACGAAAGAACAAAUCGAAUCUUGCUAUAAUUUUUGUCGAGAUUUCAUUUUACCUUCUAACACGAUGAAUGAUUCGAUUAGAACCGAUGAAAACAUUAUUCAACCACCUGCAAAGAAGCUCAAGUUCAUGACACAAUUAAUGGAUAAGAAGGAAACAGCACCAGCAUCUGCUGAUGAGAUUGAUCAUUAUAUUGCACUUACAGUGGAAGAAGAAUAUACAGAUCCUCUGGUCUUUUGGCGACAAGAACGUAAUCAAUUGACUUUUCCAACAUUAUAUCGUCUUGCAAAACGCACAUUUGCAGCACCUUGUAGCUCUGCCUCUGUUGAGCGGCAAUUUAGCGCCGCAGGUCAAAUCAUAACACAAAGACGCUCGAAUCUCGAUCCUUCAACGGUAAACAACUUAAUUUUUUUACGUUCAUUUGAAAACAACAAAUAAAUAAUCUAUAUUAGAGUUUUUUUCAUUCAUUCUUAUGACUUUUGUUAAUUUUGUUAUUUAUUCUCGCUCUUAAAUAAAACUAUAUUUAUAAACACUUUUUGUUUGAAUAAAUACUUGGUUAUGCGAUCCGAGUCGAGUCGAGUGAAUACCUGUGCCGAGUCGAGUCGAGUCGAGUUAGGAUUUUUUCAAAUGUCAGUCGAGUCGAGUCGAAUCGAGUGAAUACCUAAGUCGAGUCGAGUCG